Messenger RNA from Moesziomyces aphidis, 1551 nucleotides. The record is from the annotation of a GenBank genome assembly. Lineage: Eukaryota; Fungi; Basidiomycota; Ustilaginomycetes; Ustilaginales; Ustilaginaceae.
AUGGUGGACGAUCCUAGUGAUCUCGGCCAUAUGAUUGUCUCGACAUGCAUCGACGUCAGCACCAACAAAUCGGUCGAUGGAAGUGGAACUUGUUGGGCAGUCGAGGUGGAUGCAGGCAAGCUGUGGAUGACGGUGGACUGCAACGAUCGACAUUGCGUCCAAUCAUCGCCGCUCAGAGACACCGCCGAUGGCACUCCAUUCGACAGAGAUGAAGGCGAAGAGGACAGGCUUCAGAAUGCUUUUAGGUCGAUGUACAGCUUUGCUGAUGCAGCCUGGCAUUCGCCUGCUUUUCGCUUCCCUUUUUCCAUCUGCUUUCUUCGCACAUCAUCGACAUCGCUCCCGCUCCGACAACUCCUCGUCGCUGCUGCUGCCCUGUCUGCUGUUGAUGCACUCUACAGUUCGAGCACCCGCGACACGGUUCGCUGGGUUUCCUUCCCCGCAAGCGCGCUGCCCGCCACCGCGGAAAGUUUCCCCAAGGAUGACCCCAAGAAGCCCGUCCACCUCACCGCCAUGAUCGGCUACAAGGCCGGCAUGACCCACAUUGUGCGUGACCUUGACCGCCCCGGUUCCAAGAUGCACAAGAAGGAGAUCGUCGAGGCCGUCACCGUCAUCGAGACUCCCCCCAUGGUCGCCGUCGGUGUUGUCGGCUACGUCGAGACCCCCCGUGGUCUGCGUUCGCUCACCACCGUCUGGGCCGAGCACCUCUCGGACGAGGUCAAGCGUCGCUUCUACAAGAACUGGUACCGCAGCAAGAAGAAGGCCUUCACCAAGUACGCCAAGAAGCACUCGGAGAACAACGGCUCGUCGAUCUCGCGCGAGCUCGAGCGCAUCAAGAAGUACUGCACCGUCGUCCGUGUCCUCGCCCACACCCAGGUGCGCAAGACCGGCCUCAAGCAGAAGAAGUCGCACCUCAUGGAGAUCCAGAUCAACGGUGGUUCCGUCGCCGACAAGGUCGACUUCGCCAAGGAGCACUUCGAGAAGACCUUCGACGUCAAGUCGGUCUUUGAGCAGAACGAGAUCAUCGACGUGAUCGCCGUCACCAAGGGUCACGGUUACGAGGGUGUUACCGCCCGUUGGGGUACCAAGAAGCUCCCGCGCAAGACCCACCGUGGUCUGCGUAAGAUCGCCUGUAUCGGCGCCUGGCACCCGGCCAACGUCAUGUUCACCGUGGCUCGCUCGGGUCAGGACGGAUACCACCACCGUACCGAGAUCGGCAAGAAGAUCUACCGCAUCUCGAACGGCGAGGACAAGACCUCGGGCUCGACCGACUUCGACACCACCGAGAAGACCAUCACUCCCCUCGGCGGCUUCCCCCACUACGGUCUGGUCAAGAACGACUUUGUCAUGAUCAAGGGCUCGUGCCCCGGUGUCAAGAAGCGUGUCCUUACCCUGCGCAAGUCGCUCCAGGUGCACACCUCGCGUCGUGCUCUUGAGAACGUCUCGCUCAAGUGGAUCUCGACCUCGUCGACCAUGGGUAAGGGUGUCUUCCAGACCCCCGCCGAGAAGGACGCCUUCCUCGGCCAGCGCAAGAUCAAGGCCCCCGUUGCCUAA